Molecule: messenger RNA, 1960 nt
Organism: Leptidea sinapis
Lineage: Eukaryota; Metazoa; Arthropoda; Insecta; Lepidoptera; Pieridae
Exons: 12
Coding region: 113-1762 (549 amino acids)
Source: RefSeq, a predicted model, not a curated record
AAAUCUUCUUUACGAAAAAAUCUCUUUGUCACACUGACAAUAAUUUUUUUAAAGUCAUUUAGUCCCUUCAUAUUUUGUUAUAUAUUUACAAGCGUGAACGGAAUUUAAUAAAAUGCCUGCCCAAGUGGAACAGAAGACGGUGGACCCUGAGGCUGAACUGAGCAAUGUACAACGCACGUUCCAAAAGCUGGCGCCGAUGUGCAGCGUGGAGAAGCGGGCUGGUGGUAUACCACAGUUAGCACCGCAGGAGAAGCAGCUUGGUAUUCUGGCGACGGAGCUGAAAGAAACUCUGCUAUGUAUUAACUUAGCCAAGAAAGGUCAGCAUGCUUUGCGCGACAACAACACGAAGGCAGGCACGCGGAAGUCCAUCGUGGAGUACGAGCACCUGGAGGGAGAACUGAGAGACGAGCGCGCGCAGCAAGCAGAGCUCGACUGUCUUAACUAUCUGGCGCAGAAGCAGCUGGUUGAGCUGCUAAAGAAGGUGCCAACUGAAGCCGAUGAAUUGGCUAUGAUAGAGGAUGCAAAUAACCGCCUGCGAAGAAUGGAGAAUAGACUCGACCUGGCGACCAAACGUUUCUGCUUGGUCAAUACAGAUAAUAAGAAAGUAAGAGAAGAGAUCCACAGGCUGCUGGUAGAACGGAACGGAUUCAACAUUCAAUGGAACCGCACUAUCGGGAAGUUGGUUAAAGGCAAAGAGUUCCUCAUGGAUAUUCUGGAGAUAGCCACCAACGCUUUCGGCGAUAGAGACGAAUGCUGCAGAAUGCUCGAGGCGCUCAAGUGGAAGGGGCUGUUCCAGCUGAACAGAGAUAUUUCCGAAAUGCAAUCAUACGAAGGAGAAUUGAAUCAUCUUGGAAAAUUGGAGGAGUUCCUUCGUGUAAAGGGAUCAAGGAGGAUCUGCGAAGCCGACGAGAUCGAGGAAAUAAAGCGACAAGAGGAGAUACAGCGGUGCGAGAGUGAGAUAGCGAGAUUUGAUGCCUUGCUAGAAGAAAUAUUUAGGUAUGCUGGAUCAGAGAGAACUACCACAGUAAUCAAUCGAUUCGAAGCGACUGAAAUAGAGAACUUUUCGAUAUUCGUGUUGCUGUGUGAAGUGUUGCAAGAAGCUAUCAUGAUAAGACGGGAACUGGAAACGUUAAGACAAAGGAUACUUGAUCAGCGCGACAUGAACGAAGCCCACGAAGAGAAACAGAAGAAACGUUUGAUGGAGAUGACUAACGAACUGGCAGUGAAGAGGCAGCGAACGCAGAACGUUCUAGAUGCCAACAUGCAAGCUGAAGCCACCAUCACCAAAGUUCUGAAGGGGAUUGACGAUCUUGUUAGGCUGGCAAGAUGUGACGUAAAUCCUCUGCUGACGCUGCUGGGUAACCACAAGGAGGUGACCGCUUGGAACGUGACGAAGUUCCUGAGGAUACUGGAGGCUGAAGUCAAGAGUCUCAUUGAAGUGGCAUACGGUGCUGUUAAGCCUCCAGCGCCAACUCCCAAAGGAAGGAAGGCGGCAGUGGUGGAAACUGUGAAGCUGGUAGCAGAUCCCUUCGUCACGACCCUCAAGCCAAACAGAAUCGAGAAGCUGGUGCCCUAUCAGCCCUGUGCUUACUGUGUGGAGGAUUACAUUAUGAACCUAGUGUUCGAGACGCCAGCAGUUCCAGCUGACGACGAGUACGUGCAGAGCAUUUUCAAGCUGGAGGAUGUAAACACCAAGUUCGGGAUAUACACCCUGACGAUACCCGCAAAGCGUCACCCAUAUCGCGGCCCUAAGAAGGACUGAAGAGAUAAUUAUGACAUUGUUUAGUUUAUUACUCUUUUACAUAAAGUAUUUUCUAAUUAAAUGACCGCCCAAUCGUCUCGGAAUGCACCAAUGCGACACCCAGAAAGAACCCAAACGCGAAGAAAAUUUUCCAAAUGCGAUGGAAUAAAGCACAGUAAUUAAAAAAAAACUUAUAAAUUAAAUUAACGUUGACAAUGU